GGCCGGGCGUGGGCGGGCUGCGGGGCGUCGCCGCCGCCGCCCCUCCCGGCGCGGAGCCUAUAAAGCAAGCGGAGGCGCUGGGGGCAGCCCAGGGCGCCAUGGCCGAGGUGAAGCUGGCCGUGCUGGGCGGCGGCGGAGCCGGCAAGUCGGCGCUGGCGGUGCGGUUCCUGACGAGGCGCUUCAUCGGCGAGUACGCGUCCAACGCCGAAUGCAUAUACACUAAACACUUAUGCCUGGAUGGGAGGCAGAUUCACUUGGAAAUUUAUGACCCUUGUUCACAGCGGGGGAAGCUCUUGCUCACAGACGAGCUCCACUGGGCUGAUGGCUUUAUCAUUGUUUACGACAUCAGUGACAGAGCGUCGUUUGCAUUUGCCAAAGCGCUGCUGUACCGAAUCCGCGAAUCUCACGUAGGAGCCUGUAAAAAAAUGGUAGAGUCAGCAGUGUUUCUGGUUGGUAACAAACAAGAUCUAUGCCACAUGAGGGAAGUCGGCUGGGAUGAAGGACAAAAGCUGGCAGUGGAUAACAAGUGCCAGUUCUGUGAACUGUCUGCAGCAGAACAUUAUCAGGAAGUUGCAGCAAUGUUCAUGAAAGUCCUGAGAAAUGUCAUCUCAAAUUUCAAAGUGAAGGAAAAGAGACGACCAAGUGGAUCAAAGUCAAUGGCCAAGUUAAUCAACAAUAUGUUUGGAAAAAGAAGGAAAUCUGUGUAGAAGAUGGUUAGUCUUGAAGUAAGAAGAAGCUGAAAUAAUGGAGCACAGGCAGCACUUGGGAUUCAGUCAAUUUCUUCUAAAGGUCUCUGGUUGGAGGGAUAAGAUAGUACAAAUCAAAGAUGGGAGACACUGUGGUCAAGUGGAAGAGGUCUAAACCUAGAAGACUCCAGCUUCUAUUUCCAGUUCUACUGCAGACUUACUGUGUUAGGGCUAUGCCAUUUAAUCUCUAAGCUGUCCCUCUCACCCUUUGUCUCAUAAGCUGGAGAACGAGAGUUUUACCUUGCAUUUAUUCAGCACGAAAGCUAUCUUGGAUAGAGCUUCCAGGUGUGACUGUAACAAUUAUUUCCAAUAAACUCAGCCUUGCUGACCAAUAAUCCUGCUUCUGAACUCUGAGAUGUACUUGUUCUUUACUGCAAGAACACUUGCACUAAAGGAAAACAAAAUACUGCUACUGUAUGCAACAGCAUUUUUGUAUUUAACUCAAGAAAGACUCAGAUCAUCACGUGCCUAAGGGUGCUGACAACUGCUGAAAUGAAUUAAAUGCUUAGACGUAAAGUAUACAAAAGGUAUUUAACUGCAAAGCUGCUUGCCCUUGCAGAGGUACCAGAAGCCGAUAAACAAGGCAGUAUUGUCUCCUGUUCCGGUAUUAUUUUUGAGUGAUGAAAGAACGUAGAGAUGGUUGAGGAAGGUAGGAACUGAAAUGUUAGUGAGCAUUGGACUGUUUCUGGCAGAGGCAUUGUUUAAUGAAAUCAUUUUAGAGCUAGGGCCAGCAUAAGGUCAGUAUAACUCCUCAGGCUGAUUCCCUUCACAGAGCAGUUUUCAUCUGCGGUAACGAAGUUUACUUACCUGUAACAAGGAUAUGUGCCUGUUCACUUUCAGUUGCAAGUGGAACCGUGUAAAGCCCAUGUACACGUACGGUACAAAGCACGAGUUAUGGCCUGGAAUUAAAGGUCAGCCUGCUGGCAAGACCUGUGCUCCUAACUUGUGUGUAAUGUUUUUCAUAAAGGGCCAGUGUUUUCAAAACCUAGUCAUUGCUAUGGUAUUGAAAUGCUAUCUGAGAGAACACUAAAGAAUAUGUUAGCUACACUUCUCAAACAUGGAUAUUAAACAUCAGGAGGGUCUAAAUGUGUUGUCAGUUGACAUUCAGAGCUCUUACUGUAGACUUAACUAAACAAGGGCUUAGCCCAGUGUGUUUGAAAGUGCUGUGCUCAUGCAGAAAUUAUGAAAGGGAAGAGAAGUGAUCUGAAGGUGAAUGACUGCCUCUCAGCCAUUCCAGGGGACAGCUGGGAUUCAGUCUUUGUAAGCUUCUGAGUUGAAGCCUACCUCUGCUAGGGAGUUAUACCUGCCUUGAAUCUAGUAAGAUCACUUUAUCAGAGCAGAGUACCGAUUUUAAAAUGUGCACCCCAGUAAGAUGACAUAAAAAGCGAUAUAAUUUUAACAUUAUUGUUGUAAAAUAAAAUAAGACAAAACACAUUUUAAUAAAUGUUGACCAAAGUUCACUUCUUUAAGGAAAAGAUAUUUCACUUAGUUCUCAGUGUUGACAAGCACAGCUCUACUUUAUUUCUAUGCAGAUGCUGCCUUGCCAUAUCAAAAGUAAUGUAUUUAAGGCUGUAUUAUCAGUAUCUACGAAACCAAACCUGAAGACUACUCAUGUACUCCCUUCAGCUUUUCAGUACACAUGCAGUUCUAGAACUACUAACAGGCAUUGAUCUGUCAGGGUAUCUGUAUCUUGCCAACUCUAGCACUGUCAGAUUUGAAAACUCUUACUCGUAUUUACUGCUCUGAUAUUAAAUAACCUGGAUGUAAGAUGGA
Messenger RNA from Dromaius novaehollandiae (emu), 2519 nucleotides. It is a transcript of the gene RERGL, whose product is annotated as RERG like. Bases 99 to 707 code for a protein of 202 amino acids. NCBI's taxonomy places the organism in Eukaryota, Metazoa, Chordata, Aves, Casuariiformes, Dromaiidae. The record is from RefSeq and is a predicted model, not a curated record. The transcript has 5 exons. Gene Ontology annotation, molecular function: GTPase activity; GTP binding.